AUGAGGGGGGGGGGUAGUGGGAGUGAGCAGACAUGGGUGGAUGGAGACAGAGGGGUAGGGGCAGGCCGGGGUGCGGUUGGUCUACAAAUAGUUGCUCUCUGUGCCUGGCAUAUCAUCACUCAGAUCCCCUCCCAGUUGCCCAGUAGGACAGUUGGGUCUCACCACCGAAGCGUCUCCUUCUUCAACCUCACAAGCCAGCCGACCAGUCAACCAGCCAUGAGCAAGUCCUACGCCUCCUCCGCCCAGAGCUCGUCCUCCUACCGCCGCACCUUCGGCUCCGGCGUGGGCUCAACGCCGAUGUCGUCCGCGUACUCCUCUCUGGGAGGAGGCCACAGCUCCUCCGCCAGCCGCAUGUCGGCCCGAGUCUACGAGGUCAAGAGCUCCGGCGCUCCCUCCUAUUCCAGCUUCAGGGGCUCCUCGGGGGCCAGGGGAGAUGGCUUCGGCUCCUCCAGAGCCGUGCGCACCUACUCCGGCGAGAAGCUCGACUUCAACCUGGCGGACGCCAUGAACCAAGACUUCCUCAACACAAGGACCAACGAGAAGGCCGAGCUCCAGCACCUCAACGACCGCUUUGCCAGCUACAUCGAGAAGGUGCGCUUCCUGGAGCAGCAGAACGCAGCGCUCACGGUGGAGAUCGAGAAGCUGAGGGGCCGGGAGGGGGGCCCCGGGCGCGUGGCCGACCUGUACGAGGAGGAGAUGAGGGAGCUCAGGAGGCAGAUCGAGGCCAUCUCCAACCAGCGUGCCAGAAUGGAGGUGGAGAGAGACAACCUGGCUGAUGAUCUCCAGAAGGUUAAGCUGAGACUGCAAGAAGAAAUUCACCAGAAGGAGGAGGCAGAGAACAACCUCUCUGCCUUUAGAGCUGAUGUGGACAGUGCAACUCUGGCCAGGCUGGACCUGGAACGACGCAUCGAGAGCCUGCAGGAGGAAAUUGCCUUCUUGAAGAAAAUCCAUGAAGAGGAGAUCCGAGAGCUGCAGAGCCAGAUGCAGGACACACAGGUCCAGAUCCAGAUGGACAUGUCCAAACCCGACCUGACUGCUGCUCUGAGGGACAUCCGCGUGCAGUACGAAACCAUCGCUGCAAACAACAUCGCAGAGGCCGAGGAGUGGUACAAAUCUAAGGUGUCUGAUCUGAACCAGGCAGUGAACAAGAACAACGACGCACUGCGCCAGGCCAAGCAGGAGAGCAUGGAGUACAGGCACCAGAUCCAGUCCUUCACCUGCGAGAUUGACUCACUGAAGGGCACUAAUGAGUCUCUGCUUCGCCAGAUGAGAGAGAUGGAGGAUCGCAUGGGCCGCGAGGCCUCUGGUUAUCAGGAUACCAUUUCCCGUCUGGAGGAAGAUAUUGCUAAGAUGAAGGAUGACAUGGCUCGCCACCUGAGGGAGUACCAGGACCUCCUCAAUGUGAAAAUGGCUCUUGAUAUUGAAAUUGCUACCUACCGCAAGCUGCUGGAGGGAGAGGAGAGCAGGAUCACCACCACCAUGCCUGUUCAGUCAGCCUAUUCCUCUAUUGGAUUCAGAGAGACCAGUCCUGAGUCUCAGCAUCAGCGCUCAUCAGAGGUUCACUCCAAGAAGACUGUUCUUAUCAAGACCAUUGAGACCCGGGAUGGAGAGGUUGUCAGUGAAUCCACACAGCACCAGCAGGACAUCAUGUAAAGAGGGAGAUGCUCUUGAGAAAAUGAACGAACAACUAGAAUUUUUCCUACCACUACAGUUAGUCUGUAUAAGCUGACCUAACAUAACAUGGAGCCUUACCUCUGACAUUAAUAGAUGUUCAUACAGACCUUUGUAAAUGUAACAUCAUGAAUGCAGGCACAGUGUCUUUUGUCUGGUCUUGAAUAAAAAAAAUAUUCCAGAAAUUUUCUUUACGUUACAUUACUUUCCAUUUCGCAAAGGCUUUAUAAAUUGGUUUGCCUGCCAAAUUGAAUUGCAUACAAGGAGAGCUACCAGGCUUACAGUGCUGUAUUUGUCAUUUAUAAAGAGAGAGGUUUGCAACUUUUUCGGGUAAAUUACAAGAGAUACUAUGGUCAAAAGUGACAUUUUUGACAAAGUCAUUGCACAUAUUCCAAGAUUUGUUUGUGCAAAUGAGCAAGUAAAUGAUUGUUUGAGAUGGACUAUUUCUGUUGAUGAUUUGAGGAAUGUGCUUAAGUUGGAUUUGAACAUGCCAGAAACACAAACACUACAGUAAAGGAGAAGAGACAUCGGUCAUGUUUGAACUUUAAGCUCUUUAGAAUGUGCUCGGUGCUUGACUUUAUGUGUAUGGGUGACCACGGUGCACGGUUCAACUGUGAUACAAUCUCAAAUAAAGACCUUUGUAAGACCACA
Molecule: messenger RNA, 2322 nt
Organism: Menidia menidia (Atlantic silverside)
Lineage: Eukaryota; Metazoa; Chordata; Actinopteri; Atheriniformes; Atherinopsidae
Source: the annotation of a GenBank genome assembly